CAUCAUCUCCAUCACGCUCUGUCGCUCUGCCUCUCCCACACAUUCACUAUCCACAAUGAAGUCAUUCCGCACCCUGGUUUCACCAAUUCGAUCCUACAGUACCGGCCCACCGCCGAUUACGAAGGUGUACGCUGGCAAUCGACUGCGAAUUACGAAGGAGUACACCGACGACUUCAUUGAACCUGCAUCAGCUCUUAAUGCACUUAAUAUCAAAAAAAAGGCCGACCAACGCCGUCGCGCACUAGAAGUGAAGGAGCAGCAAGAGGAAAUAGUCAGGCUUGGACCAGAGGCUGUAAUGGAUAGAUUGUUGCGUCUACUUGAAGAAGAGAGCUACAAACUUGCCAGCCCCGCGCCAGCAGGCUGGUCGAGAAUAGAAAGGGAGCUGCACUUCGAACGCGAGAAGAAGGCUACAUAUCUGAAGAUGCAAGAUUGGGUGCGACGAAAGAUCAAGGCUACCGAUUUUCGCAUAGAAUGGCUUUCCAAUGAGCACGAACAAGUGGUUAAGCAGGCAGGCCUGGAAUCUGAAGAGCCUCGCCGGGCGGGCCCGGAAUCAGAAGAGACUGAGCAGGCGGACUCAGAACCAGAAGAGAGUGAGCGCCAUGAGCGGGCGGACCUGAAACACGAAAAGCUUUAAGAGGUAGGGUUUUGGCGUUUCGAAGUAGCAGUGCAUCGCUGUCGUCACUUGAGGGUGGCAAGAUACCGAAAGAAGGUUGGGAAAACGAUCGGGACUC
This is a messenger RNA of Aplosporella prunicola CBS 121167, 731 nucleotides long. RefSeq lists its product as uncharacterized. Bases 56 to 634 code for a protein of 192 amino acids. Lineage: Eukaryota; Fungi; Ascomycota; Dothideomycetes; Botryosphaeriales; Aplosporellaceae. The transcript has a single exon. The record is from RefSeq and is a predicted model, not a curated record.